AUGGGCAAGUUAAUCAAGAACCACUGGGCGCGUCUCGUCAUCCUCACUGCUGCUGCCUACCAAAUAGCCGCUGGAUUCCACUGCUUCUUCUGGCCCAAGAUCUUCUGGGAUUUCCUCACCAAGAACCUCGAUGGCGCUGUCAAGCCCAUUCCCGUCCUGCAAGUCCUCAAUGUAGUUCUCGGUGUCAUUGGCCUCGCCUGGGAGUGGCCCCUACCGCUGCUCGCUGGUACGGGCCUGCAUCGUUCAAUCGAAGCACGCCUCAUCGUCUACCCCAUCAGCGCUCUGUGUGCUCUCCUCAUCUACCAAGGCACAAACUCUGGCCUGUACUACAUUGUCGGCAUGUUUGCUUACUUUUGGGCAUACAGCGAAGGCGAGAUUGUCUGUCCCGAACCAUGGACUCUACCUAAGCGCGGUUCUACUGCGCGUAAAAUAGGCGUAUAG
Molecule: messenger RNA, 441 nt
Organism: Bipolaris zeicola 26-R-13
Lineage: Eukaryota; Fungi; Ascomycota; Dothideomycetes; Pleosporales; Pleosporaceae
Exons: 3
Coding region: 1-441 (146 amino acids)
Source: RefSeq, a predicted model, not a curated record